AUGAACGAGUUCCAGCGCGUGAACCAUUUCCCUGGGUCUACCGAGCUCACUCGCAAGGAUCGGCUGUGGGUGAACUUCAGAGACAUGGCACAGACAUUUGGCGAUGCCUUCGACUUUGUGCCGCAAACUUUCGUUCUGCCUGGGCAGAUGCAGGAGUUUCUCGAUUGCUAUCAAAAGAAGGGUGGUCUCUGGAUCGUGAAGCCCAACGCCUCAUCCAGAGGUCGUGGAAUCUUCGUCCUACGAGAUGUGGCAGAUCUUCCCAUUGACGAGAUGUCAGUAGUCUCCCGAUACGUGGAGAAUCCUCUGCUCAUCCAGGGCUUGAAGUUUGACCUUCGCGUGUAUGUGCUGGUGACCAGUUACGAGCCCCUGCGCGCCUACAUCUACCGGGAAGGCCUCGUGCGCUUUGCCUCCAAGCCCUACAGCAAAGACCCAAAGCAUCUGACAGAUGCCUACCGCCAUUUGACCAACUACUCCAUCAACAAGGGAUCUUCUAGCUUUGUGGAGAACUCCGAGGUUCAGGCCGACAACGUUGGCCACAAGUGGAGCAUAUCUGCAUUGAACAAGCACCUGAGGUGUACUGGGGUAGACGUCGAGCUCAUGUGGACUCGCAUCAUGGACGCCAUCGUGAAGUCUCUUCUAUCCGUGGAGCCAGUGAUCGGUGCCCGUACCAAAGCCACAGUAAAUUACAGUCACAACUGCUUCGAGCUGUAUGGCUUCGAUGUGUUGGUAGACCAAGACCUGAAGCCUUGGCUCUUAGAGGUCAACCUCAGCCCAAGCAUGCAGGCAGACUCCCCCUUGGACUGGCAGAUCAAGAGCUCCUUGCUGUCGGACUCCUUCAACCUUGUUGGCAUCAACAAGGUGAGCAAGCAGCGCCUGGCAGAAGCAACAAGGGCAAAGUCAAAGGUAGUAAAAGUGCCUGGCAAACCUCCAGGACCACCGGAACGCAGGAGGCGACAUUACGUGUCUGGGCGAUCGGUGCUCCGACAACAAGAGCGCGAAACUGAAGAGGACGAGGACUGCACAGAAGACUGGCCGUCAGUUCCUUUGGGCACGUUGGACGUGGAGGAGUUGCGGAGCACAGCGAACGCUUUGCUCGAGUGCACCAGGAACCGGAACUUCAUCCGCUUGUAUCCGACUAGGAAGGCGGUUGAUCGUUAUGCCAUCAUCGUUGACAGCCAGGAGGCCAUGAAGCCUUGGCCACGUGGCCGAAAGCCGGCAGUUGAAAAGCUGACCGCAUCCCAAGUCCUGGCUUCCCUGCUUUUCGGCCCUCCGCCAAGCCACGGGAAGGUUCUGACGUGCCGGCCGCGGUCCAGAGCGAUCCUGUGCCCUUGCCUCAGACAAGGUUGA
Messenger RNA from Symbiodinium natans, 1347 nucleotides. The record is from the annotation of a GenBank genome assembly. Lineage: Eukaryota; Dinophyceae; Suessiales; Symbiodiniaceae.